UUUAAAUGGUAAUCUUGUUCCCUAGCCUGGCCAUCAGCAAUGAAACCGAUGCCUGUCUUGGAGAAGAAGGCAGACAACUUCUAGGACCUGUGUUCAAGGAACAAAACGUAAGCCACUAUUCCAAAAUGAAAAUUCACGGCAUAACUGCUCAUAAACUCAGACAUGGGUUGGAGCUUAUUGCGCGUUCUGCUCCUGGGCUUCAAGUAUCGCUUGCUGCAACUAUACUGGGUGUUGCUGGAUUGGCUUACGCCAUAAAAGAUAUCAAAUUCUUGAAUCAUAGCAGUUUGAAAUGGCCUUCAGGCUCCAAUACUCGUUCCGACGAUUCUAUGCUAGUACCAGGCCUGCAAAAUCUUGGAAACAAUUGCUUUUUGAAUGCAGUUCUCCAGGCAUUAGCUAGCUGUCAGAGCUUCCGGAACUUUCUCGAGGGACUAGUUUCUGAAGUUGGGGGAUCGUCCACGGAAGGCAGCGAGCAAAACUCGUCUCUUGCAGGUGCUUUAUUUUGGUUGCUCGAAGAACUCUGCACAAUUCAACAUGGAAGAACUGUAUUAAGUCCUCAGAAACUGAUGCACGCCAUGAAUGAAUAUAUUCCAAAUUUCAACAUGACAAGCCAACAGGAUGCAGAAGAAGCGCUAUAUCACCUCUUAUCUUCUUUAAGGGAAGAGUUGUCGGAGUCUUAUGUCCAUGAAUGUAUCUCUUUAGCGGAUGUGACUGGUCUUCCUAACUGUAGGAUUCUGGAUUUAAAGAAGUCAAGAAAAAGUGAACCAGAAAGGUGGAGACAAUAUUUUAUUGGGCCUUUUUAUGGGAUUCUUUGUAGCAGCUUAAUGUGCCAAAGCUGUUCGCUUCAGAUAUCUUUGGAUUUUCAGCUUUUUCAGAGUUUGCAUCUUCCACCAAUAACCGACUAUGAUGGGAGUAUUGUGGCCAGAUGCCGUGUGGAGGAUUGUCUAAGGCGGUUCUUGGUGGCAGAGCAACUUGAGAGUUACUAUUGUAGUCACUGUUGGCACAUUGCUGCAAUAAAGUAUGCAUCUAAAAUAAUUGUAGAUCAGGGCCCGUAUGGUAAGGGUUGAAAUGACAUAUAACUGAUAGAAGUGGUUGACUUAAUUGAAAUUGCUGAGAUUGUUGUUAAAAAACUAGAGCUCUGCCAGGAGCUAGAUUCAUGUGAUUGCAAAGAGAUGUCAUGUCUCAGAGCAUUGCCAUGGUCAAAUAAAUUUUCGCGUACCUUCAAGCAAUUUAGUAUUGCUCACAGCCCACAAAUCUUGUGCAUCCAUCUCCAAUGCGCCUCGAUUAAUGCCUUUGGAGAAAGUGUCAAACUUCAGGGCCACAUAUCUUUUCCAUUGAUAUUGGAUAUGUCUCCAUUUACAAAGACUCAGCUGGGAACAAAGGAAUGCGAAGGAGGGCAGCAGAUUAGCCUAACGAAUUGCAUCAGGCAGAGAACAGGAAUACCCUCUUCAUAUGUCAAAGAUGGUGGUGAAUUUAGAGAAGCUGCAUUUCAAGUAUCAAAUGAUAAAGAUCUUUAUACUCAUAGUGGAUCGUAUUCGGUCUCCGGCUCUUAUCUGCCGUGCUUACACAGAGAGAAACACAUUUACCAUCUAGUUUCAGUGGUGCAACAUUAUGGGAGAGUUGGAACUGGUCAUUACAUUGUCUAUAGAAGAGUAGCUGCUAAUACCAAGCAAGACAGUCCUGCUGUAUCUUCUCCUGAGCAGUGGUAUUGCAUCUCUGACUCCGAAGUGCAUGCUGUAUCUGAGAAAGACGUUCUUGAUGCUGAGGCUAGCUUGCUGUUCUAUGAAAAAGUACCCCGACUCUGAAAUUUAUCAACUUGAGUUUGAUCCCGUUGAGCGGGAGUAAAUUACUUCGGUCAAAAUAUAUUUGAAUAAGAUGCAUUUGUUGAAUGCAUUGAAUUACCCAAACGUCUUUACCAACUAAACAAAAGGAAACAAUUUCUAAAAGAUGAAUUUGUAAUUGUCAUUUACGAUCCAUUAUAUAU
Cuscuta europaea is the source of this 1981-nucleotide messenger RNA. Lineage: Eukaryota; Viridiplantae; Streptophyta; Magnoliopsida; Solanales; Convolvulaceae. The record is from the annotation of a GenBank genome assembly.